Molecule: messenger RNA, 1691 nt
Organism: Drosophila grimshawi
Lineage: Eukaryota; Metazoa; Arthropoda; Insecta; Diptera; Drosophilidae
Product: prolyl 4-hydroxylase subunit alpha-2
Exons: 6
Coding region: 1-1623 (540 amino acids)
Biological process (GO): peptidyl-proline hydroxylation to 4-hydroxy-L-proline
Cellular component (GO): endoplasmic reticulum
Molecular function (GO): iron ion binding; protein binding; L-ascorbic acid binding
Source: RefSeq, a predicted model, not a curated record
AUGAAGUUUCCUGCCGCGUUAACAAUCUUUGUAAUUGGAUUGCAAAUUAUUAUAUGCAAUGCUGAAUAUUUUAGUUCGACUACCGGCCUCGAACAGCUGCUGCGUACAGAGGUCAUCCUACUGGCAGAACUCCAGAAUUAUGUUAACGAAAUAACCGAGCAUGCUGAAAUGCUGCAGAGUGAAAUUAAUGCGAUUCAAGCGGAGCAUCUGAGCGCCGCUGAUAGCAUCGAGGGCUACCUCAACAAUCCGGUGAAUGCGUUUCGAUUGAUAAAGCGCCUACACAGCGACUGGGAGACCUUCGAGAGCAACGUGGAGCAAGAUGCUAGCCGCAAAAACUAUCUAGAAGCAAUGGCCAGACACAAGGAGAACUUGAGCCACCCCACGCUGGAGGAUUUUACGGGCACCGCUCUGGCAAUGACGCGACUGCAGCAAACUUAUCAGCUGGAUGUGCGUGAGCUGGCGAGCGGCAUGCUGAACGGUGUUAAAUACGGUGCGGCGAUGUCGUGGCAGGAUUGCUUUGUCCUUGGCCAGCAAUUGUACGUAAUGCAGGACUUUAACAACACGGUGCCCUGGUUGCAACAAUCGAUGCAGCUGCUGGUGCAGCAGAGUUACGGCAAGGAGUCUGCCUCACUGGACUUUAUGGAGACAGUUAUGGGCUAUCAUGAAUCGAUGGGUGACUAUCAGAAUGCCAUACAUCUGAUCAAUCAUGUGCUGGCUGUCCAGCCGGAGCAGCGACUCCAUCUGCUCGAGACGCGCGCGCAUCUCGAACAACUCAUCUCGGAUGGCGUCAAGCGCGGCCUAAUGCAUGAGGUGGCUCGCAGUCCGGAUGACUAUCACAGCAGCAAUGAGUAUCAUAUGUAUCAGCAGGUCUGCCGGGAAGAACUAAAACCAGAGCCUGCAACACAGCGCAAACUUCGCUGUCGCCUCCACAGAGGCAAUGGCCUGAGAUCCAGCUAUCAGCCGUACAGGCUGGAGGAGCUACACCUGGAUCCCUACGUAAUUCAAGUGCAUGACAUUAUCAGCGCAGAGGAAACUAUCGUGCUGCAGCAACUGGCUCGCCCUGAACUCCAGCGAUCGAUGGUUUAUAGCCUCUCUAACAGCGAGCACAUAUCUACCAACUUUCGCAUCAGUCAGGGGACCUUCUUUGAAUAUCAUGAGCAUCCAAUCAUGCAAAGGAUGAGCCAGCAUUUGGAGAAUAUAUCCGGGCUAGAUAUGCGCUCUGCGGAGCAGCUGCAAGUAGCUAACUACGGCAUUGGCGGCCACUAUGAGCCACAUAUGGACAGCUUUUCCGAGAAUCAUAACUAUGGGAUCAAUACUUAUAUGUCGACCAAUCGAGUAGCCACAGGCAUCUACUAUUUAUCGAAUGUGGAGGCGGGUGGUGGGACCGCAUUUCCUUUUCUGCCACUGCUGGUCGAGCCUGAACGGGGCAGUCUGCUCUUCUGGUACAAUCUGCAUCGAUCCGGUGAUCUGGACUAUCGCACUAAGCAUGCUGGCUGCCCAGUGCUGAUGGGCAGCAAAUGGAUUGCUAAUGUGUGGAUACGCUUGAGCAAUCAGGACCAUAUUAGACCCUGUGAUCUACAACGUGAUCACGAGAUCUCUUUGCCAUACAAAGACUUCAAGUAACAAGUAUUACCUCAGCAAUCAACUUUAGUAUACUGCCAUUUGUGAUAAAUAUCAAUUAAUAAUUUGAA